UCUCAGGAGCAUGGGCGAGGCCGGCCUGGAGGGGCGAGGACCGGGUAUAUGAAGCCCCGUGGCCAGGCCCGGGCAUCCGCAGGUCCCCAGCGCGCCCCGAGCCCCUGCGCCAUGAAGCUCACCGCCGCCCCCCUGGGGCUCUGCGUGGCCCUGUUCUGCAGCUCCGCUGCUGCUUUCUUUGUGGGUUCGGCCAAGCAUGUGGCCCAGCCUGUCACUGAGCUGGAGUCGGGAGCAGAGGCUGCGGCUGGGACCCUGGCCAACCCCCUCGGCACCGCGGCCAACCCCCUCGGCAGCCUCAACCCCCUCGGCAGCCUCAACCCCCUCGGCACCCUCAACCCCCUCGGGACCCUCAACCUGCUGAAACUCCUGCUGACAAGCCUGGGCAUCCCCGUGAACCACCUCGUAGAAGGCUCCCAGAAGUGUGUGGCUGAGCUGGGCCCCGAGGCCCUGGGGGCCGUGAAGUCCCUGCUGGGGGUCCUGACAAUGUUCGGCUGAGCCGAGAGUGGAGUAGCUACACCUGAGGACAAGACGCUGCCCACCCGCGGGGCCUGAAAACCCCGCCACGGGGCGGACCGUCCCAUCCCCUUCCCCGGCCCCUCUCAAUAAACGUGGUUAAGAGCA
Rhinopithecus roxellana (golden snub-nosed monkey) is the source of this 621-nucleotide messenger RNA. It is a transcript of the gene SCGB3A1, whose product is annotated as secretoglobin family 3A member 1. The record is from RefSeq and is a predicted model, not a curated record. Gene Ontology annotation, biological process: positive regulation of myoblast fusion. The transcript is spliced from 3 exons. NCBI's taxonomy places the organism in Eukaryota, Metazoa, Chordata, Mammalia, Primates, Cercopithecidae. The coding region runs from base 49 to 495 and encodes 148 amino acids.